Messenger RNA from Melampsora larici-populina 98AG31, 426 nucleotides. RefSeq lists its product as uncharacterized. Bases 1 to 426 code for a protein of 141 amino acids. Lineage: Eukaryota; Fungi; Basidiomycota; Pucciniomycetes; Pucciniales; Melampsoraceae. The record is from RefSeq and is a predicted model, not a curated record. The transcript has 5 exons.
AUGCUCCAUAUCUUCCUCAAGAUCGCCUUCCUACUGUAUUCCUUGAAGAUUAAUGGCCUGAAUGCCGAGAAGCCACUUUAUAAGGUCAACUGUAACGGUGGGAUCUCAUUUUACUCAGGCGGUCGAUACAACGUAGCAUGUAGGUUGAUACUGAAUGAGCUGGAAGAAAAGCAUUACAACUGCAAAAUUGAAAAUUGCUUGGAUGAUAGUAAAAGUCAUCAAUGGGUUCCUUUUAAGCACUGCCAACUCGCCAAGUCAAAUAACAAGGAUUUCAGCAAUCAACAAUGCUCACAAUAUAAUUACUUGGGAGAGAACAAAGGUUAUAGUUGUAGCAACGCCGCAGGUUAUCAAUAUGUUUGCCCAGACUAUAAUCCUUAUAAGGUGGAUUUCUUGACAUGCGAGCAUUGCCGUGCGGGAAACUGGUAG